AUGGAGGAGCUCAAAAUUACCAAUAUCGACGUCUUCCAGGUCGAUCUCCCCUACGCCGGAGGUGUUUAUCGCCUUUCCGGCGGCCGCGAAUACACCAGCUUCGAUGCCACCAUCGUGCGCAUAACCACGCACGACGGGACCGAAGGAUGGGGAGAAAGUACACCCUUUGGCUCGACCUACGUGGCCUCGCACCCCCUGGGCGUUCGCGCUGCGAUCGCUCACAUGGCCCCCAGCCUUAUCGGUCUCGAUCCUCGACGGGUCGAUCGCAUCAACGAAACGAUGGAUUCCGUUUUGCUGGGCCAUGAGGACGCCAAAACUGCUCUCGACAUCGCAUGCUGGGAUAUUCUCGGCAAGUCCGUCGGUUUGCCCGUCUGUGAGCUCCUAGGCGGCCGUACUGCCGUGAAGAUGCCGGUCAUUUCGUCCAUCCCCGUGGCGGCCCCUCAGGAGAUGCGACAGAAUGUUGCUGAGCACCGGAGGAGGGGAUACAAGGGCCAUUCGAUCAAGAUCGAUGGCGACCCGGCGGCGGAUGCAGCGCGCAUCGCCGCCUCGCUGGCAGACAAACAGCCAGGCGAGUUCUUCCUAGUGGAUGCCAAUGGUGGGAUGCGUGUUGAGAUUGCCCUGCGAAUGCUUCGCCUACUUCCAACCGGGUUAGACUUUGUCCUGGAGGCGCCGUGCCCUACGUGGAGAGAAUGUAUCUCCCUGCGGCGCCGGACAGAUGUACCCAUUAUUUUCGACGAGCUGGCGACCAACGAGGCGUCCAUUGUGCAGGUGAUCGCCGACGACGCCGCCGAGGGCAUUGGCCUGAAGAUUUCGAAGGCUGGCGGUCUCACGCGAGGCCGGCGGCAGCGUGAUAUCUGCCUGGCCGCCGGCUAUACAAUAAGCGUGCAGGAUACAACGGGCUCGGAUAUCGCCUUUGCGGCCAUUGUGCAUCUUGGUCAGACCAUUCCAGAGCGAAGUUUACGCUGCCUGCUUGAGACCCGCGAUAUGGUGACCAAGAAGACGGCGGAUGGGGAGUUCACCGUUCAAGACGGGGGCGUUUCAGCACCCACUGCGCCUGGCCUGGGAAUCACUCCUCGAAUGGAUGUCUUGGGGCAGCCGGUGGCCCGGUACUCCUAG
Aspergillus melleus is the source of this 1116-nucleotide messenger RNA. RefSeq names its product mandelate racemase/muconate lactonizing enzyme family protein. The record is from RefSeq and is a predicted model, not a curated record. NCBI's taxonomy places the organism in Eukaryota, Fungi, Ascomycota, Eurotiomycetes, Eurotiales, Aspergillaceae. The transcript has a single exon. The coding region runs from base 1 to 1116 and encodes 371 amino acids.